AUGGAUCACCACCAUCACCACCACCACCACCAUCAUCACAUGAUCCCGGGCCAAGAGCCGUCGGCGGCGGAAGGCGCAGCCCCGGACAGCUUCUUCCUCGGCCCCGCCGCGGCCGUCAUCUUCUCCGGAGGCGCCGGGGCGUCGGGGGCCGGCUCGUCGUCGUCGGGCGCUGCGGCCCUCGGAUCCUCCGUGGGGGGAGGAGGUGGGCCGUCGCCGUCCAGCUCGUCGCCGUCGCUGAGCCGGUACGAGUCCCAGAAGCGCCGGGACUGGAACACGUUCGGGCAGUACCUGCGCAACCACCGGCCGCCGCUGUCGCUGUCGCGGUGCAGCGGCGCGCACGUGCUGGAGUUCCUCAAGUACAUGGAUCAGUUCGGCAAGACCAAGGUGCACACGCCGGUGUGCCCCUUCUACGGGCACCCCAACCCGCCCGCGCCGUGCCCGUGCCCGCUGCGCCAGGCGUGGGGUUCCCUCGACGCGCUCAUCGGCCGCCUCCGCGCUGCCUACGAGGAGAACGGCGGCACGCCCGAGAUGAACCCCUUCGGCGCGCGCGCCGUGCGGCUCUACCUGCGCGAGGUGCGCGAGACGCAGGCGCGGGCCAGGGGGAUCAGCUACGAGAAGAAGAAGCGGAAGAAGCCGUCGGCGGCUUCGGCCGCGGCCGCGGGGCCGUCGUCCGAGGGAAGCCCGCCACCGGGGCCGUCUGGCGGCGGAGGAGGACCCGACACGUCGGCGUCGCCGCAGUUCAUCAUGCCGUGA
Molecule: messenger RNA, 753 nt
Organism: Miscanthus lutarioriparius
Lineage: Eukaryota; Viridiplantae; Streptophyta; Magnoliopsida; Poales; Poaceae
Source: the annotation of a GenBank genome assembly